AUGCUUUUCAUACGUCUUUUACUCUUUUUCGGCUUGUCGGCCCUGCUGGAGGCUGCCCCUACGCCUCAGGCUAGAACGGCUGCUGCAUCGUCUGGCUUUUGGAUGGCCAAUAUUGAGCGACAGGGCACCGUGGCUUUUGGCAACUCGUCUAGUUAUCAGGUCUUUCGAAAUGUCAAGGACUUUGGCGCCAAAGGUGAUGGAUCAACGGAUGACACAGCUGCGAUCAACAGUGCUAUCUCUUCAGACAAUCGAUGCGGCCUGGGCUGCGACUCAUCAACUACCACCCCUGCCAUUGUCUACUUCCCGCCUGGGACCUAUGUAGUCUCGAAGCCGAUUGUUCAGUACUAUUACACUCAGCUCAUCGGCGAUGCUACUGAUAUGCCCGUGUUGAAGGCUGCGAGCGGCUUUAGUGGCAUGGCUGUGAUCGAUUCCGACCCCUACACAGACACAGGUGCUAACUGGUACACAAACCAGAACAACUUUUUCCGCCAGGUGCGAAACUUUGUCAUUGAUCUUACUGCCAUGCCGCAAAGCUCUGGUGCUGGUAUUCAUUGGCAAGUAGGACAAGCUACAAGUCUUCAGAAUAUUCGUUUUGAGAUGGUCAAAGGAGGCGGUGAUGCCAACAAACAAGAGGGUAUCUUCAUGGAUAACGGCUCUGGUGGCUUCAUGAGCGACUUGACCUUCAAUGGUGGCAACUAUGGCAUGUUCUUAGGCAACCAGCAGUUCACUACUCGCAAUCUAACCUUCAACGGAUGCAACACGGCCAUUUUCAUGAACUGGAACUGGGCCUGGACUUUCAAGUCCGUGACCGUCAAUGAUUGUGCCGUUGCCUUGAACAUGUCCAACAGUCCUUCAAAUCAGACCGUUGGCUCCGUUCUCAUGUUGGAUAGCACGCUUUCAACGACCAGCCAAGCCAUCGUAACUGCCUGGACCGAAUCCAGUAUUCCCAUUGGUGGCGGUGACUUGAUUUUGGAUAACGUGGAUUUCACUGGCUCUAGUAUUGCUGUUGCUGGCAUCGACGGUAAUACCAUCUUGGCUGGCGGCUCUGUCGUCGAGUCGUGGGUACAGGGGAACACCUACACGAGCGGUUCAACCACAACCAAGCGCGAUCUCGAGUCUGCAGUUCGUGAUGAAGAGGACGACAUUUGCCCGACGGCCGAGAUCGUGACCGUCACCGUUUACGAAACUGCCUCUGCUCAUACCCAGCCAAACACGCUGGCGACUGCCGCUGCUUCGAGUACCUCUGUCGCUGCUCGUGUCAAUUCCGUCGGAUCAGGCUCUUCGUCUUCGGGAUCACCCACCUCAGUUGCAGGAUCUUCUGCUUCCAGCGUUAAGCCCUCACAAGUCUCCACAAGUUCAUCGGUAUCAUCUUCAUCCUCUGGCAGAGUUUCUCAGUCUGCAGUAGCUUCCGCGUCGGGGAGCACUUGUGCGGCAUCGUCUGUUACAAAAAGCCGUGCUCAAGGUACCAGGGCUGCGUCUAGUAAGCCUUCAGUCCUUGUAGAAAGCUCUGGCAAGGUCUUUGAGCGUUCUAAGCCGCAAUAUGAGUCGGUUCCUGCGUCAUCCUUCGUUAGCGUCAAGUCUGCUGGUGCUAAAGGUGACGGUAGCACUGAUGACACCGCAGCACUUCAAAAAGUGUUGGACGGCGCUACUGCUGACCAAAUUAUCUAUUUCGACCAUGGUGCUUAUAUCAUCACCUCGACUCUCAAGGUUCCCAAGAAUAUCAAGAUUGUGGGCGAGAUAUGGCCGCUUCUGAUGGCGUCCGGUGACGCUUUCUCAGACCAGAACAACCCAAUUCCCAUGCUUCAGAUCGGAGAAGCAGGUGACACUGGAGAUGUUGAAAUUCAAGAUCUGAUUCUUGAGACAAAGGGACCUGCCCCAGGUGCUAUUCUCAUGGAAUGGAAUGUCGCUGGCUCAUCUCAAGGCUCCGCCGCAAUGUGGGAUGUACACUUCCGUGUUGGAGGUUCUGCUGGUACAGACCUUCAGAGUAACACGUGCUCCAAGAAUCCUACUGCCACACAUGGGGCUAACAAUGCCUGCGAGGGCGCAUUCAUGCUCUUCCACGCGACACAGAGUGCCAGCGCAUACGUUGAGAACUGCUGGUUCUGGGUUGCCGAUCAUGAACUUGAUCUUGCUGACCAUAACCAGAUUGACAUCUACAACGGGCGUGGAGUGCUCAUCGAGAGCCAGAACGCUGUCUGGAUGUAUGGCACCGCAUCUGAACACAGUCAACUGUAUGAAUACCAAGUCAGCAACGCUAAGAACGUCUUUAUGGCUCUCAUCCAGACUGAAACACCUUAUUGGCAAUCCAACCCUACUGCUCUUACUCCUUUCACACCUCAAACCAGCUUCGCCGAUCCAGACUUUUCGAAAUGCACAACCGACAGCUGUCGCAAAGCCUGGGGUCUGCGUGUGCUCUCGUCUUCGGACGUUCUGGUGUAUGGAGCCGGUCUAUACAGUUUCUUCGAGAACUAUGAGCAAACCUGUCUCACAACGGAAUCCUGCCAGCAAAACAUUGUUCAACUCGACUGCUCAAGCGUAUCUCUGUAUGGUCUCAGCACAAAGGCGAGCACGAACAUGGUGACGUCGACGGAUGGCACGGCUCUUGCGUUGCAGGAAGACAACACCAGUUCGUAUGCUUCGACAAUCGCGCUUUUCGAGCAAUAG
Talaromyces atroroseus is the source of this 2664-nucleotide messenger RNA. RefSeq lists its product as hypothetical. The transcript is spliced from 3 exons. The record is from RefSeq and is a predicted model, not a curated record. NCBI's taxonomy places the organism in Eukaryota, Fungi, Ascomycota, Eurotiomycetes, Eurotiales, Trichocomaceae. The coding region runs from base 1 to 2664 and encodes 887 amino acids.